Molecule: messenger RNA, 429 nt
Organism: Phlebotomus argentipes
Lineage: Eukaryota; Metazoa; Arthropoda; Insecta; Diptera; Psychodidae
Exons: 2
Coding region: 211-429 (72 amino acids)
Source: RefSeq, a predicted model, not a curated record
UGAUUUUUGCGAUAUUUGUGAGAUGAUUUCAGCUGAUAAGUGAAAAAAUGAUUAGAAUACGAGGUGACAAAGUUAUUUCCUCGGUAUUUCAGUGGUAAAAGUGGUGUAUUUGGGUGGAAUUUGCGUGAAAACUGGCGGAUUGUUUGGCUUCAACGGCUGAAAUGUCAAAAUCAUCCGGUGGAUUGUGAGUCGCAAAAUUCUCAAAAUUCAAUGCUGAAGCGUGAUGUUGAGCAACAUUUUCCCAUGAAACUUGGAAAAGCAGGAAAAAUCGGCGUGUGUUGGACAGUGAUUACGGUAGCUGGAGUGUACGCAUUUGUCCUCUCGAAGCGCUCAAUUGAUAAUCGACGCUAUGAGAACAUGAAAGUGAGGGAACGCAUGAGAAAAUCCAACUUUGGCGAAUACACACCGAGUUCAAGGAAGUUUGAGUGA